This is a messenger RNA of Notolabrus celidotus (New Zealand spotty), 1420 nucleotides long. RefSeq names its product G2/M phase-specific E3 ubiquitin-protein ligase-like. Bases 249 to 827 code for a protein of 192 amino acids. Gene Ontology annotation, molecular function: ubiquitin-protein transferase activity. The transcript has 3 exons. The record is from RefSeq and is a predicted model, not a curated record. Gene Ontology annotation, cellular component: nucleus. NCBI's taxonomy places the organism in Eukaryota, Metazoa, Chordata, Actinopteri, Labriformes, Labridae.
GUUAAAACAACAAACAACAGCGGUUCACGUGUUGAUCGCGUCAGCCACUGUUCGCAACAGUAAUUUCUGCCCAACAGCCUGGAAGUAGCCUAACCGAGGCAGCAGCGUUACUUCACACUGUACUGGCGUCAGCGGAGACCAUCAGAACCUUGUCAAAUGCGACAACAGUCGGGCAGCAGCCGACUCCACGCCGCGACACGCUGGUCAGUCAGAUUACGUCGCUGUUCCCCUCCGGACAGCACAGCAGCAUGACAUUGCCCACUGCAGCUCCAGUCCGGAGAGAGUGUGCGCCGCGUUAUCAAGCGCAACGCUUCAGCUCUUGGACAUCAGGCACAAGGAAGAAAAGUUUGUACAGGUUCUGUGAAGGACUGAAAACUCUUGGGGUUCUGGACCAAAUACGACGACAUCCAGACAGCUUUCGACCCCUGUUCUGCUAUGAGCCGAACACACUGACUGCUGACCAGGUGGAUGAUCUUUUCAGCAUUCGUCUCUCUCCAGAAGGGAGCAACAAGAGAGCUGCUGAGGAGAUGGUUGUUGCUUUCUGGAGGGACUAUCUCCAAGAUGCAGAAGAAGAAGAAGGGCCAUCCAAACUAGAGAAGAUAUUGGCCUUCACAACUGGAGCAUCUGUGGUACCACCUAUCGGCUUUUCCCCAACUCCUUCUGUCCAGUUCAUUCACAAAGGAGAUGAUGGCUUCUCUACAUCAAUGUUCCCUCUUGCCAACACAUGUGUUAACUGCAUCAAGUUGCCACUACAUGUGUCUUACCAACUGUUCAAGGAAAAGUUUGACUUUGCAUUAGGAAACACAUAUGGGUUUGGCAGGGCAUGAACAUGUCAUGCUCUGAAAACUCGAGACUACCUCUGCCUGAUUAGGUCUCUGUUUGUCUCUCUUGAACUGUAUUUGAAUGUUCGUUCCUUUGAACAAAUGUUUAUCAUGUUCAUUUAUUUUUCAUAAAAUGUUUUACAAUGUUUUAACCAAACUUUAAUUCACAGAAUACACUGCACAAGUGAAGAAAACAUUUUAGCAAACCUUAACAUAACUCUCAUGUUUAUUGAAGAAAGUGCAGAAGUGAAGCAAAAACAUCUAUUCCAUGGUUCCCAUCAUUUUCAAGUGGGUUCACUUGUUGAAUAAUGUUCAUUGUGGUCUCAUUAAUGGUUACAUCUAUGUCUGGGAUCACAACAUUAUUAUUAGUUUGAAGUUCAGGUAAUGGCCCUUCUUCAUCAAUGCCAUAGUAGUUGUUGGCAUCAAAAAUGCUGUUUAUAGCUGGAUGGAUUCCUGCAUUAUUAAUUACACCUGAAUGCCACAGCUGAAGAGGUGUCUGCCCCCCUUGUGUGGAGAGGCCAUGGUUGUUCCAUUGAUUGAUGAAUUCUGUUACUGCUCUAUCAAUCCUUGGUAAAUAAACAUAAUGCAGACAAAAUAAA